Molecule: messenger RNA, 939 nt
Organism: Aspergillus aculeatus ATCC 16872
Lineage: Eukaryota; Fungi; Ascomycota; Eurotiomycetes; Eurotiales; Aspergillaceae
Exons: 2
Molecular function (GO): hydrolase activity, acting on glycosyl bonds
Source: RefSeq, a predicted model, not a curated record
GUUUGGUGACAUUGUUGGCCUUCACAGGCAGUCACUCUUUUCGUACUCUCUCUGUGAUUUGAUCAGCCAUGCGGUCCUUCUCUACUAUUUCCGCUGCAGUGCUUUUGGUGCAGCCAUUCCUUGCUGCGGCUGAGACCAAGGUGGUAACGGGGACUACCCAGUCAUGCACAUGGACUGAUAACGCCUUGUCAAAUCCUUCAUUCGACUCCGGAGUCCUUACUCCCUGGGCUGUGUACGAUGGAUACGGCACUGCGUCGGUUGUCGCCGAUGCCUCUGGCGACGGAGGCUAUGUCGCAGCAAUGGUUCCCAGUUCAUCCUCAUACGCCGUACUAUACCAGACCUUGACCGAUCUGGUCGCCGGCGAUACAUACUCGUUGUCAUUCGACUACAAGAUCCAAUCCGCGACAAGGGCAGGAACUUGCAAUUUCUACUUUGCCAUCGACGGCAUUACCGCAACAAGCCGAAUCACGACGACGGUCAAUGGAUAUAUUCAAUACGGCACUACCGAGACCGACUGGCAGACUCUAUCCACUACCUACGUGCCCACGGGCAGCAGCCUGGAUAUGUAUAUCCAGGUAAUCUGCAGCUCCGGAAUUCGCGGCAUUGCAGCUCAGCCGACCAUCUACGUCGACAACACGCAAUUCUCCAAUCCCAACAAAGAAAUCGAGAUCUGCACGGAUGUACCCUAUACCUCCACCAUCACGCUUCUUUCCACCCCCACCGUGACACCCACGUCGACGCCUGUUGUAACUCCCUCGCAGGCCCUGACUUCCAGCGCUAGUGUGAUUGCGGCAGUAUCCUCCAGCGUCAUCGCAAGCGCGAUCUCUUCGCCCCAGCCGCCCGCUUCUUCGCAGGCAUCAUCCUCCAUAGUGUCGCCAUCAUCUAUCGUGUCGAUUCCUGCCGCAUCCACCCCUAUCGUUGCAUCGAGCCAAAUCGUCU